AUGAGCCAACAAGGUUAUGUUGCAACACCUCCAUAUUCCCAAUCCCAACCGGGUAUUGGAGGUUUUUCUACAGGCUUUGGACCACCUACUUCCUCACCUCUUUAUGGGCAUUAUGGCGACCCAAACCUAUCAUACUCGGCACCUCAGUCAGGUAUGUUGAAAUCUAAUGUGCCUUUUGGGUCCUCUGCUCCUGUUGGAUCUCCACCUCCUGGCACCCAUCAGUAUAGCCAGACUAACCUCCAGAAUGGCCCCCGUUCAACUGGACAUCAGCCACACAGGUUUCAAGGCCCUUCACCUCGCAACAAUGCAGCACCUUCCUAUCCCCAGUACUGCCCUCAGUCACAGCCAUCCUAUCCAAAUAGUGCAUCCUCUUCAUCCACAACACAACUGGCUAAUCAGCUCAGCACCCUGCAGAUAAAUAACUAUGGUCCUGGUGCUUCUCAGAGUUCUCUCAUGCCUUCUGGGAUUCCAACAUCUUUUCAAGGUCCAUGUCCUCCACCACCACCAACACAGCAGCAAAUGGUCUUGCCACCUGGAUCUCAGAUUUCUCCAGCACCAGCAAAUAAUCUGAAUGGCGUUUGUACUCCACCCUCACUGCCUCCAAUGGCUAUGCAGGAUGGGAUUCCUGGAUCUGUACCCCCAAAUGCCAACUUGCAGCAACUUCCAGGACAACCCCCAGUGCCUGGGUAUCAUCCACAGCAUGCCAACUAUGGCCCUCAGAUGGCAGGCUCUCAGCUCUCUUAUCCUGGUGCCUUUCCUGGGGGCCCAGGACAGCUUGCUGGUCCACAGCAGAGGAAGCUUGAUCCUGACUCCAUCCCAAGCCCCAUUCAAGUAAUUGAAAAUGAUAAGGCUUCCAGAGGAGGUCAAAUCUAUGCUACAAACAUCAGAGGCCAAGUUCCUCCUCUUGUCACCACAGAUUGUGUGAUCCAAGAUCAAGGCAAUGCCAGCCCUCGUUAUAUUCGAUGUACUGCCUACUGCUUCCCAUCCUCUUCCGAUAUGGCCAAACAAGCUCAGAUUCCAUUGGCUGCUAUUAUCAAGCCUUUUGCUGCUGUUCCACCAAAUGAGACACCUCUUUAUGUUGUCAACCAUGGGGAGACUGGGCCAAUUCGAUGCAACAGAUGCAAAGCCUAUAUGUGUCCCUUCAUGCAGUUCAUUGAAGGGGGAAGAAAGUAUCAAUGUGGAUUUUGCAACUGCAUAAAUGAUGUCCCUCCAUUCUUCUUUCAACAUCUGGACCACAUUGGCAGAAGAACAGACCACUACGAGAGGCCAGAGUUAUCUCUAGGAUCAUAUGAAUAUGUCGCUACAUUGGAUUAUUGCAGAAACAACAAGCCUCCAAACUCACCAGCCUAUAUCUUCAUGAUCGACGUGUCAUAUAGUAACAUAAAGAGUGGCCUUGUUAAACUCAUAUGUAAUGAGCUGAAGACUGUGCUGGAUAAACUUCCAAGAGAGGACCAAGAAGAGACCUCAGCUAUUCGAGUUGGCUUUGUCACCUAUAACAAAGUUCUUCAUUUCUUUAAUGUAAAGAGCAACCUAGCUCAGCCUCAGAUGAUGGUAGUAUCGGACGUUGGAGAAGUCUUUGUUCCUUUGCUGGAUGGUUUCCUUGUCAACUUUCAGGAAUCACGAUCUGUUGUGAACAACUUGUUGGACCAGAUUCCAGAGAUGUUUGCAGACACUAAUGAGAGUGAGACUGUCUUUGCUCCUGUUAUCCAGGCUGGCAUGGAAGCACUAAAGGCAGCAGAAUGUGCUGGAAAGUUGUUUAUCUUCCAUUCUUCAUUGCCGACUGCUGAAGCACCAGGGAAGCUGAAAAAUAGAGAUGACAAAAAACUGAUCAAUACGGAUAAAGAGAAGAUACUUUUCCAGCCGCAGGUGAAUAUUUAUGAGUCUCUGGCCAGAGAUUGUGUGGCUAAUGGCUGCUGUGUGAAUCUGUUCCUCUUCCCAAACCAGUAUGUGGAUGUAGCCUCCAUGGGUCUUGUCACAAUGUACACUGGAGGAACUCUUUACAAAUACAACAAUUUUCAGGUACAUUCUGACGGUCCCCAAUUCCUGAGUGACCUCAGGAAGGAUAUAGAAAAAAGAACAGGAUUUGAUGCAAUCAUGAGGGUUCGCACAAGUACAGGUUUCAGGGCCACUGACUUCUUUGGUGCCAUUUACAUGAACAACACCACAGAUGUAGAGAUGGCAGCAGUAGACUGUGACAAAGCAAUAACAGUGGAGUUCAAGCAUGAUGACAAACUGAAUGAAGACAGUGGAGCCUUAAUUCAGUGUGCUGUACUUUACACUUCGAUAAGUGGGCAAAGACGACUCCGCGUACACAAUAUUGGUUUAAACUGUAGUUCCCAGUUAGCAGAUCUCUACAAGAGUUGUGAAACUGAUGCACUUAUAAACUUCUUUGCUAAAUCAGCUUUCAAAGCCAUUCUAAGCCAGCCCUUAAAGACAAUCAGAGAGAUCCUGGUGAGUCAGACUGCUCGUAUGUUGGCAUGUUACAGAAAGAAUUGUGCCAGUCCAUCUGCAGUAAGCCAGCUUAUCCUUCCCGAUGCGAUGAAGGUGCUACCAGUUUAUAUUAACUGUUUAUUAAAAAGUUGCGUGCUAGUUGGCAGACCAGAAAUUCCAACAGAUGAAAGAGCUUAUCAUAGGCAGUUGGUCAUGUCUAUGGAUGUUGCAGACACCCAGUUGUUUUUCUAUCCACAGCUUCUGCCAAUUCACACUAUGGAUGUAAAGAGUGAUGCUUUCCCCACUGCGGUCCGUUGCUCAGAGGAACGUCUGUCUGAAGGAGGGGUAUUCUUCUUGGCAAACGGGCUAAAUAUGUUCUUGUGGCUGGGAGUCAGUGCCCCACCAGAGCUUAUUCAAGGGAUCUUUAAUGUGCCAUCCUUUGCACAUCUCAGCACCGAGGCUACACUACUCCCUGAAGUGGACAAUCCCUAUUCUAAGAAGCUCAGAUCAAUAAUGGAUUACUUCCAGAGCAACAGACCUUACUCCAUGAAGCUGCUAAUAGCAAAGCAACGAGAACAAGCAGAAAUGCUUUUCCGACAAUACCUGGUGGAAGACAAAAGUCUUUAUGGAGGAGCUUCUUAUGUUGAUUUCCUAUGCUGUGUCCAUAAAGAGAUCUGUCAGUUGCUCAACUAA
This is a messenger RNA of Emys orbicularis (European pond turtle), 3123 nucleotides long. RefSeq names its product SEC24 homolog D, COPII coat complex component (gene SEC24D). Gene Ontology annotation, biological process: intracellular protein transport; COPII-coated vesicle cargo loading; endoplasmic reticulum to Golgi vesicle-mediated transport. Gene Ontology annotation, molecular function: zinc ion binding; SNARE binding. The record is from RefSeq and is a predicted model, not a curated record. Bases 1 to 3123 code for a protein of 1040 amino acids. Lineage: Eukaryota; Metazoa; Chordata; Testudines; Emydidae. The transcript has 22 exons. Gene Ontology annotation, cellular component: endoplasmic reticulum exit site; COPII vesicle coat.